Prinia subflava (tawny-flanked prinia) is the source of this 3392-nucleotide messenger RNA. RefSeq names its product orthodenticle homeobox 1 (gene OTX1). The transcript is spliced from 3 exons. Gene Ontology annotation, molecular function: RNA polymerase II cis-regulatory region sequence-specific DNA binding; DNA-binding transcription factor activity, RNA polymerase II-specific. Gene Ontology annotation, cellular component: nucleus. Bases 1198 to 2235 code for a protein of 345 amino acids. Gene Ontology annotation, biological process: multicellular organism development; regulation of transcription by RNA polymerase II. NCBI's taxonomy places the organism in Eukaryota, Metazoa, Chordata, Aves, Passeriformes, Cisticolidae. The record is from RefSeq and is a predicted model, not a curated record.
GCGGGCCCGCGGCGCCGUGGGCAGGGGUGGUGAGCGCGGCCGGGCCGGGGCUGCCUCGGGAUUUUCUUCUUCCCUCUUUUCUCUUUUUCACUUUUAUUCCCCCCACCCCGCUCUUCCCCGUUCUCUCCUCCCGGGACGGGCCCGCUCCGCCGCGUCCCCUACAAAGUUAUGCAACGCCGGGUCCCGGCGCUGCCGCCCGACCUGCGCCCGGCCCCGGCCUGCGGGGGCACCGCCGGCCCCGCCCGGCAUCCCCCGCCCCGCGGGCCGGUGCCCCGUUCCCCCGGCCGGGGGGGACUUGUCUCAGCCUCGGCGGCGGGGGCUGCCCCGGGGGUCUCUCCGCUCCGUGCUCCCCUCCGCGUUUGUCCGCGGCGCUUUGCCCCGAGCCUGGGCGCCGCCGGGUCUCCGGUGUCGCGUCCCCCCCGCCGGAGCCCCCCGGGCGGGCCCGUCCCGGCUGCCCGCGCUGCCGCCCGCUCGGCUGCCGCCGCGCUCUUUUCUUUUUUUUUUUUUUUUUUUUUUCCUUUUCCCCUUUUUAACUCUUAUCCAUUUCUAAUUAAAACGUCCCCGUCUGCUCGCUUUUAAAUUAAUUAUACUUCCCUCCUCUGAUACCUCCUUUUGAUUCCUAAUCCAAUUAUCUUUUUAAAUAAUUGCUUUAUCUCUCCCGAUCGCCGGGCACUGUUGCCGCUCGGCACUUGCGCGCGACUCGCCUUCGUUGAAAAUAAAAUAAUAAUAAAAUUAGCGAUCGGAGCCCCCGCGCCGGCCGCCCCCGGCAGCGCUCGGGCGGCCGAAGCCUCACCCGCUUCUCUCCGCUCUCUCCCCAGGCGCUCCGGCCUCGCCUCUGCGCGGGGAAAAAAUUCGUCUGUUUCUCGAUCCUCGUUGUUAUUUUGAUUUUUUUUUUUUCCCCUCCGUUUUUAUUUUUCUCUCACUUCACCUGCGAUCUCUCGAGGACCUCGUGGCGGUGACGGCGGGACGGAACGAAAAAAACUCCUUUCACACCGACUUUGUGCUCCGUUUUUUAAUUGUCGUUGGCUUCAAUUUUUUUUUUCCCUCUUGUUUGGGGAUUUUUUCGGGGGCUCUUUUUGUCAGGCUUUUUUUUUUUUUUUUUCCUUUCGUUUCCCCCUUCCCCACCCGAUACAUUCGUUUUGAGUUUGAUUUUUUUUUUCCUGCCGGACUUUGGAGGAAAACUGCCCGGCUUCUAGCAUGAUGUCUUACCUCAAACAGCCUCCUUACGGCAUGAACGGGCUGGGGCUGACGGGCCCGGCCAUGGACCUGCUGCAUCCCUCCGUGGGGUAUCCGGGUGAGUGGCGCGGUGCUGCUCGCCCCGCAGCCACCCCGCGGAAGCAGCGGCGGGAGCGCACCACCUUCACCCGCUCGCAGCUGGACGUGCUGGAGGCGCUCUUUGCCAAGACCCGCUACCCUGACAUCUUCAUGCGGGAGGAGGUCGCCCUGAAGAUCAACCUGCCCGAAUCCCGAGUCCAGGUCUGGUUCAAGAACCGCCGCGCCAAGUGCCGGCAGCAGCAGCAGAGCGGCGGCGGGGCCAAGAGCCGCCCGGCCAAGAAGAAAUCCUCGCCCGCUCGGGAGAGCUCGGGCUCGGAGAGCAGCGGGCAGUUCACGCCGCCGGCUGCGGCCUCCAGCUCCGCCUCGUCUUCCUCCUCCAGCUCGGCCUCCUCGGCCCCGGUGGGCGCCCCGGCCUCGCUCAGCACCCCGGCCUCGUCCAUCUGGAGCCCGGCUUCCAUCUCCCCCGGCGCGGCGCCCGCGGGGGUGACGGUGCCCGAGCCGCUGCCGCCCGCCGCCGCCUCCUGCAUGCAGCGGGCCGGCCCCGCCGCCUCGGCCGCCUCCGCCUCCUACCCCGUGUCCUACAGCCAGGGCGGCGGCUACGGCCAGGGCUACCCCGCGCCGCCCUCCUCGUCCUACUUCGGGGGCGUGGAUUGCAGCUCCUACCUGGCGCCCAUGCACUCGCACCACCACCCGCACCAGCUCAGCCCCAUGGGGCCCUCCUCGGUGCCGGGCCACCACCACCACCACCCGCUGAGCCAGAGCUCGGGCCACCACCACCAUCACCACCACCACCACCACCACCAAGGCUACGGCGGCACGGGGCUGCCCUUCAACUCCUCCGACUGCCUGGACUACAAGGAGCCCGCCGCGGCCGCCGCCGCCUCCUGGAAGCUCAACUUCAACUCCCCCGACUGCCUGGACUACAAGGACCAGGCGUCCUGGCGCUUCCAGGUCUUGUGAGGGACCGGUCACCAUCCCCCCGAGCUGCCACUGAGCACCACCCGGGGACUCCCCGCCGCCUCCUGGGCAGGACUCUGGCUCUUCCUCCUCCUCCUCCUCCCUCUUCGUUAGCAGUGGCGAUGCCCUGGGGAGGUCCUGCCGCCCCCCUGAUCUCUACUGACUGAUAUUUAUUUGCUUCCUGCACCACUCCACCAGGUUUAUUAUAAUUAUUAUUUUUUUAAACGGCAACUGAAGAGGAGUUAAAAAAAAAAAGAAAAAAAAAGAAAAUUAAAAAGCCUAGCGUGUCCCCUGCUGCCCCCCACCCCGGGCAGAGGCGCAGGCUGGCUCCUGCCCUGCCAGUGCCCCCCCGGCUUUGUGCGGGCACCCUCAGCCCCUGCGGGUGUGGAAGCCGCGGCUCCCGGUCCUGUGCAGCCUCUUGCCGCCGGCAGCGGCGGGGAUGAUGUAAAUACUCGGUCCGUUCCAGUGACCACGAAUAUUUUUAGUUGAUGCUGUCGGGUUGGCGUUUAUCUAGAGUCUAACAUGGAGCAGAACGUUUUAAAAAAUUUUUUUUUUUUUUAAUUUCGAUUUUCUUCCCUACAAAAAUGAAUAUUUCCUGGUCUCGUGUCCUCCGUCCAUCCUCGAGGGCGCUGCACAAGCUUGGCUGUGCCGUCCUGGGGCUGAGGGUGUGGGGGGAGGCAGCAGCCAUGGGAGGUGCCCAGAAGGGAAGCAAAGGGGGAGGGAAAGGCUGCCCAGCUGAUCCGCGACCUGCAGACCAAAAAACCCAAAACUUUUGGAAAUAAAAAUAAAAGGAAAGAAAAAAAGCUGCGGAUAAAAAAAAAAAGUUUUGGUUUAUUUUUUGGGGGGAGGGUUGCAGGGAUAAGCAGCUCUGGUUUCGGGCUGGGGAGGGGGGAGCGCACGGCUUUUCGGAGUGUGUUUUUUGGUUUGGUUUUCGUUUCGGGUGUUUCGAGCCCCCUGUGUCGGUCGGUGCGUUGUGGCGGGCCGGGGCUGCAGCCCCACGGUCCCGCUUCCCCCGCCUGGGCCGGCGCUUCCCGGCAGCUUCGCCCCGCAGCGGGGACAGGGGCGGUGUACGUGCGGCUUUCGAUGCCGGAACCCCUUCCACUGUAAGGCAACCCCCCUCCUUUCUUCCCGCCCACCCCAAUAAAAUCUAAACUAAUAAA